CGCGAAAUGGAGUCACUGUGCUUUCACGAUGGCAACAUUACCGACAUGAUCAAUAUCCGUACUCUCGACAUCCGCCAUAGGAAGUUUCCAGGAGAACAAUGAUUUCUAUGGAUAAACAAGUUUCUCAAUGUAUAGAAGUUUCUAUGCCUCAAAUCCAAAGUCGGUCGCAUCACUGCAGUUGCUGCCAUUUUCUGCUGUGUGAAGAGUAUCUGUGCUGUUCUUUCCAGUAUCUAUACAGAAUUGUUAUUAUACAGAAGGAAUAUCUUGUGCACAAGGAAUAAAUUCUAACAGUUUCUAAACUGUUUCUUGGUUUUUCUUUUCCUCUGUACUCUGACUAGUUAAGCAGUGUUCCUCAAUAUAUAUUGCUUCUGUUUUUCAUUUCUUUUGUUACUUUUAAUCUCUUUACCUCCAUCUUCCAUACAGGACACUGAUCAUAGAUUUCAAAUGCACUCCUCUUUGGUACGGAGGCUGUCCUUAGAAAGGGAAUUAGAGGCAUUUUGUUUUACACUGCUUUCAGGGGCAUCAGGGUUGCGUCAACACUAUUGCUUGGAAUUCAAGAGGGUCACUUUUGAUAUCUGGAUCUGAUGAUACGAGAAUGAAUAUAUGGAACUAUUCAAACCACAAGCUACUGCACAGUAUUGAGACUGGCCAUUCAGCAAAUAUAUUCUGCACAAAAUUUGUCCCUGAAACAUCGGAUGAGCUAGUUGUUUCUGGAGCUGGGGAUGCUGAAGUUCGGCUUUUUCACUUGUCUCAUUUAAGGGGAAGAGGUGUUGAUGAGAAUUUUAUCAGUCCAUCAGCAGUGUUUCAGUGCCACACUCGGAGGGUCAAAAAAUUAGCUGUUGAGAUUGGAAACCCAAAUGUUGUAUGGAGUGCAAGUGAAGAUGGAACUUUGAGGCAACAUGAUUUUCGAGAGGGUGCUUCCUGCCCUACUCCUGGUUCUUCUCAUCAAGAAUGUCGUAAUAUUCUUCUUGACUUGCGCUGUGGAGGUAAGAAGUCAUUGGCUGAUCCGCCUAAGCAAUUUUUUGCUUUAAAGUCUUGUGAUAUCAGCUUGACUAGGCCCCAUUUGCUUCUUGUUGGUGGGAGUGAUGUUUUUGCUCGUUUGUAUGAUAGAAGAAUGCUGCCACCAUUGUCCUCUAGUCAGAAAAAGUUGGCACCUCCUUCAUGUGUUAAUUAUUUCUGUCCAAUGCAUCUCUCUGACCGUGGUCGUUCUAGCUUGCAUCUAACUCAUGUUACGUUUAGUCCCAAUGGUGAAGAGGUUCUGCUUAGCUACAGUGGGGAGCAUGUGUAUUUGAUGGAUUUAAAUCCUACGCGAAGUUCUAUGCGGUAUUCCUCUAGUGAUGUUGCUAAACUUAUGAACUUUAAUGCUGUUAUCAAGGAGGUGGAGUUGCAGUCAUCAGUAACUGGUAUCUUUUUAAAUGGAUCUUCAUUAAGAAGUCAAGCCACUGCCAAGCUUGAUAAGUGCAGAAAGUUGAUUCAGACUGCAGAAAAAUCACUGAAAGAAGACAAAAAGUAUUAUUAUGGUAUUGAAGCCUGUAAUGAAGUCUUGCAUGGUUAUGGGGAUGAAAUAGGACCUAUGCUAACUUAUGAGUGUCUAUGCAUUCGAGCCGCCUUAUUGCUCAAGAGAAAGUGGAAAAAUGAUGCACAUAUGGCUAUAAGAGAUUGUCAUAAAGCUAGAAAGAUUAAUUCAACUUCAUUUGGGGCACUACUUUUGAUAGCUGAAGCUUUGUUACAGUUAGGAAAACAUAAAGAAGCUCUUGAGUUUGCUAUUUGUGCUCAAUCAUUGGCUCCUUCUGGUACUGAAGCUGCAGAAAAGGUCGAGAAUUUAAAAAAGCAUAUCACUGCAGCUGAAGCGGAGAAAACUAACAAGGAACAUGGAGAAUUUAAAUCUGAACCUGAGGUUGGACGGGUGUUGUCAUUGAGUGACAUACUCUAUCGUUCAGAUGCAAAUAGUGAUGUUUCACAAGAUGGUCCAAGGUCCGAGAGAGAAGAUUCUGAUGAAGAGGAUCUGGAGUUGGCUUUUGAAACCUCAGUAAGUGGGGAUGAAUCACAUGAUACUGAGCCUAAUUUAAUUCAAGGAGGUUUGAAUUUGAGGUUUCAUAGGAGAGGUGAUUCAAGUAUAGAGAACAGAAGGAAUGGUUCUUGUGGGUCACCAACAUCAUUGUGCCAAGAUCCGAAAGUGUCCUACCAGCCUGAGGCAGUGAUAGAUAUGAAACAGAGAUACAUUGGUCACUGUAAUGUAGGCACUGAUAUAAAACAAGCUAGUUUUCUUGGCCAAAGAGGUGAUUAUAUUGCUAGUGGGAGUGAUGAUGGUAAAUGGUUCAUCUGGGAAAAAAAAACUGGCAGGCUUAUAAAAAUGCUUCAUGGAGAUGAAGCUGUUGUGAAUUGUAUACAGUGUCAUCCAUAUGAUUGUGUUGUGGCUACUAGUGGGAUUGACAACACCAUAAAGAUUUGGACUCCAAUUGAUUUGGUAUCUUCCAGUGUGUCUGGUCAAGUAGGACCAGAGACUUCAAAUAUUCUAGACACUAUGGAAAACAAUCAGCGCAAAUUAUGCCGUACUCGCGAAACAAUUCUGCCUUUUGAAUUUCUGGAUAGGUUCAGGAUGCGAGAGUUUGCAGAAGGUGGCAUGCAGCCAUUUGAAUGCACACAGGGUUAAUCUUUAUCCACAGGUGAAUGGGAACAUUCCUACUUCUCCAUCGUAAAUACUACUCGAUAUGUAUGAAUUUUAUGGUGCUUUACUUUCUUGAAUGUCUUGCAGAAUUCUAACUUGUUAUAUUGUCUACCAAGUAAUCACAUGUUUGCAUGUUGACAAUUUUAACAGAUUGUUGUGGAAACCGGUAAGUAGGGCGUGCUUAUGCAUGAGAGUGAAAGUUUGGCAGGUUGAGUUCGCAAGUUAAUUGUGCUUUUACUUCGUUGUAAUUAAUUGAGUCUGAUUGGGAAGAAUGAUUGUUUUGGUCAUUGUACGUACGUAUGUAAAUAUAUUUUUCGUCAUAUUUCUGAAUUAGAGGGCGGUUCUCAUUUAGAACCCAAGAGGCCCGCCUUGUCUCUUCCAACAUUUAUUCGGUCCAAUAAUAAAUGUAGAACUCUAA
This is a messenger RNA of Ipomoea nil (Japanese morning glory), 3086 nucleotides long. RefSeq names its product WD and tetratricopeptide repeats protein 1-like. The record is from RefSeq and is a predicted model, not a curated record. Lineage: Eukaryota; Viridiplantae; Streptophyta; Magnoliopsida; Solanales; Convolvulaceae. The transcript has 19 exons. Gene Ontology annotation, cellular component: Cul4-RING E3 ubiquitin ligase complex; cytoplasm. Gene Ontology annotation, molecular function: protein binding. Gene Ontology annotation, biological process: negative regulation of fatty acid biosynthetic process. The coding region runs from base 596 to 2653 and encodes 685 amino acids.